AUGGAAGCAUCUGGCCCAAAGAACUCCACCAAGGCAGUUUUACUCCAUGUGGAUCAAGUACAAGAGAAGAUUGUGAUGCCAAAGCUCUAUCCAAACUCCCUGCUGUUUGCCAAGUGGGGCGAUGACCUAUCAGAAGAGGAACAAAAGGAGGCGGAGGCUCUGUUUCAGAUUUAUGGAUACAACGCCUUCCUGAGUAAUCAGUUGCCAAUAGACAGGAAGCUUCCAGACACCAGAGACAAAAGGUGUCUGAUGAAGAAGUAUCCCAGGGACCUGCCGACCAUCAGCGUGGUGCUGAUCUACAUAAACGAGGCUCUGUCGAUCAUCAAAAGGGCCGUGAGGAGCAUCAUCACCCACACCCCAGAGCACCUGCUGAGGGAAAUCGUCCUAGUGGAUGACUGCAGCACUUACAACGACCUUGGGACACCAUUGCAAGACUUCAUUGAGCAGAUUCACAAAGAGAGGCCUGGACUCAUAAAGAAAGUGCGGCAUAAGCAACACAUGGGGUUGUCCCAGUCCCGGAUCUCAGGUUGGGAGCACGCCACGGCAGAUGUUGUGGCCAUUUUGGACGCCCACAUUGAAACCACGGAGGGAUGGGCAGAACCUCUGCUGGACAGGAUCCAGGCCGACAGGACAGUGGUGGUGUCCCCUGUGUUUGAUAAGGUGCAUUUUGACGAUCUCCACGUAGAAAGAUACAUCCCGUUCUCUCAUGGCUUUGACUGGGCUUUGUGGUGCAUGUACGAGUCCUUUAGGCCAGAGUGGAGGAAGAUGGGGGAUGAAUCGCUGCCUGGGAAGAGUCCCUCUAUUAUGGGGAUCUUUGCAGCAGACAGACUCUUCCUCGGAGAAAUCGGUGGGCUCGAUGGCGGGAUGACAGUUUACGGUGGAGAAAACGUUGAACUUGGAAUUCGUGUGUGGCUGUGUGGAGGCAGCGUGGAGGUGGUGCCUUGCUCGAAGGUAGCUCACAUCGAGAGGGCACACAAACCGUACGCACGCGAUCUCAAUGCCGCCAUGAGGAGAAAUGCCUUGAGGGUCGCAGAUAUCUGGCUGGACGAGUACAAGCGGAACGUGCACAUUGCCUGGAAUCUUCCUUUAAAGAAUCAUGGCAUCGACACCGGCGACGUGUCCGAGAGGAGGAAGCUCAGAGAAAAGCUGAACUGUAAACCUUUCCAGUGGUACCUGGACAACGUGUAUCCAGAUCUGGAAACAAUUGAUAACGUCUUGGGGUAUGGUGUGCUGCAGAACGUCCUUCUGAGGAGCAGUUGUGUGGACCAGGGAGUCGUUCCAGGAAACAUCCCCAUCCUGUAUGAAUGCCACUUCGAGCAGCCACAGCAUUGCUUCUACACCGCAGACGGUGAAAUCAUCAUCGGGGGGAUUAAAUCUCACAAAUAUAACAGUAACCGCUGCCUGGUUGAUCCGGGCUCUGGCAGCACUCCCACCCUGCAGGAGUGUCCGCUGGCUAAGCGACAGCAACUACACAUGCACUGGGACUUCAAACAAGGCCAAUCGAUCAGAAACAAAGCAACAAAGAGGUGUCUUGAGGUCGCCAUGGGAAAAAGCUCUUUCUAUGAGGUCAUCAUUCAACAGUGCAGCGGACAGAGCUGGACGAUUCAGCAUCUUAUCACAAGUUUUUAGUUUAGGGCUUAAACUAUAAAAGGAAAAACUGGAUCUUAUUUUAUUAAUUUUUUUUGACUGAGAAAUUCAACAUUAAAAACAAAUAUGCUUCAUUUUUGUAACAUCUCAUAAAAACGAGAUACCACACUUUAUAUAAGCAGCAUACAAUGUGUCGUAUUAUGUGCAAUAUUCCAGAACCUUCUUUCAGAAUCGUAAUGCAACUUCAUUAUGCCCACUAUGUUUCUAUCUUUUGUUUUUAAUCAGCCACUCGGGUAAGACCUUAGCGGUGUUCGGAGGAAGCAUUCACGCACUUGUCGUGUAGUUCAAGUACAAGCCCUUCAAAAAGGUCUUCUAAAGGGAGGUCUAAUGUCCAACGGCCUCAGUGAGAGAUGCAGCAUGCUAUCCUCUGACGGUCAGUGAGACAGGUCAGUGAGACA
Pseudoliparis swirei is the source of this 2045-nucleotide messenger RNA. Its product is annotated as probable polypeptide N-acetylgalactosaminyltransferase 8. The transcript is spliced from 10 exons. Gene Ontology annotation, cellular component: Golgi apparatus. Lineage: Eukaryota; Metazoa; Chordata; Actinopteri; Perciformes; Liparidae. The coding region runs from base 1 to 1629 and encodes 542 amino acids. The record is from RefSeq and is a predicted model, not a curated record.